Messenger RNA from Cotesia congregata, 1254 nucleotides. The record is from the annotation of a GenBank genome assembly. Lineage: Eukaryota; Metazoa; Arthropoda; Insecta; Hymenoptera; Braconidae.
AUGUAUGUGACCACUGAUGGUGACAAAGAAAUAAAUUCUGAAAAUAUUGGAGAAAUCACGAGCUUAGAUAAUAUGCCAGAAACAAAUAAAGUUAAGAAAACAGUGGCUAUUAGAGACAAAAAACAGCUGUGGACUUCGGGUGUUAUUCCUUAUGAAUUCGAAAAUACUUUCACUGAAUCACAACGCAGGAUAAUAAAACUGGGGAUGCGAAUAUAUGGGAAGAUUGCUGCUACAUGGAAAACAUCCAAAGAAAUAAAGGACGCAGCGUACGUACUAAGUUUAGAUGGCUGCGACAAGGUACCGAUAGUUCUUCAUGAGCUAGGCCAUGUUGUGGGCUUCUAUCAUGAGCACGAGCAUCCAGAUCGUAAUCAAUACGUCCAAAUCAUGGAGCGUAACGUUGAGCGAGGUCAUCGUCAAGAAUUCGGAAAGUUUUUACCUGAUGAAGUUGAUACUCUGGGGCACCCCUACGACUAUCGAUCCAUCAUGCAUUACCCAAAAAAUGCAUUUGCACGAUCUGAUUACGUGGAAACUAUUAUUCCCUUGCAACCAGACAAUGGAACACUUCCAGUGCUUGGAAACAGAGCCAGACUCAGCGCUUAUGAUAUUGCAGCUACUAAUCAUCUGUAUAAAUGUCCAACAUGUGGAGGUUUUCUAACUAACAGCAGUGGAAGUAUUGAACUACCUGACAAUAACAGCGAAUAUUGUGAAUGGCGAAUCAGAGUUGGGCAUGGAGAACGAAUCUCCUUCAGAAUUGAAUCAAUGGAUAUCCAAAACACUGCUGACUGCAAAACUGGAUACGUGGAGAUUCAAGUUGGAUUUGACAGGAAGAAUAGUCAAAUUUUAGGCCCUUACUGCGGACAAACAUACGAUUAUGGAAUCAUUGCAAGUGAAAGUAUGAUCGUAUCUUACGUCAAUACAAAUAAAAAUCUCAGUUAUGAAUUCAAGGCAGUUUAUCUAAAAUUUUGUGAUGAAGAAAUUUUGUUACUCAGCAAUCAGAAGACUUACUUAGAGACGCCUAACUAUCUGAAAGAUUACAAAUCAAAUGAAGAUUGUUUGUGGCAUCUAAAAGCGGAAGAAGAUCAUGUUAUACAAAUUCAGUUGAUUUUUUUAGCCUUGGAACUUACUGCGGAACGAAAAAUCCAUGGACAAUUACUUCCCAAGAUAAUUCGGCUUACAUUCAAUUUGUCAGCAAUCCUUAUUAUGAAGAUGCUGGAUUUUCUGCGUCAAUUACCGCGAUUCCACAUAAGUAAUUGA